Messenger RNA from Sesamum indicum (sesame), 737 nucleotides. RefSeq lists its product as uncharacterized. NCBI's taxonomy places the organism in Eukaryota, Viridiplantae, Streptophyta, Magnoliopsida, Lamiales, Pedaliaceae. The record is from RefSeq and is a predicted model, not a curated record.
CCAAACCAAAAAAGCAACUCCAAUUCUUGAGCUUAUUCAUCGCCUUAAUCCAAAAUCCAGACGAAGAAAUGCUUCAAAUCAUGCCUAAAUCACUUGUCCUAAACUACAUGAUUCUGAUCGCGACACAGCUAAAGUGGGCAUGGGAUUACAUUCUUUACCAAUCUUUCUUUCAACCUCGUGCUGCAGGAAUCAUGUUACACGAACAUGUUGACAACUUCCGCGUCACUCACUACACAAAGGAUGCCAAGUCCGAGGAAUUAGAAGAAUGUGCUGUGUGUUUGUGCAGAAUCGAGGAAGGAGAUGAAGUUAGAGAAUUGAGGUGUGGCCAUUUGUUUCACAGGGUGUGCUUGGAUAGGUGGAUUGGAUACGGGCAUGUGACAUGUCCACUGUGCCGGAAUAACUUGAAGCCGCCUCCGUUCGCUGCCGAGCUCCACCAUGAGUUGGUAGUCAUCAACUUUUACACCGCCGCCACCAGGUCGAGGGAUGAUGGCUGCACAUGGUGGCUGCGUUGAUCGAUAUACUUUUGUGAUUUCUACCUUUUAACUUAUUCGUUGAUUUAUGAGUGUCUGGAGAUGAGGUUGUCUACUUCCUUUGCUUCACCUCAUCCAUUCUAUUUUUCCACCAAUAUUUUAGUCUACACAUAUAUAUGUAUGUAUGUGUACAUGCAUUCCAUUAUUGUGCAAGCAUUUUUUUUCUUCCCUCAAUUUAUAAACUUAAUAUUACUCAUUAUAAAUUAA